Lycium ferocissimum is the source of this 1222-nucleotide messenger RNA. RefSeq lists its product as uncharacterized. Lineage: Eukaryota; Viridiplantae; Streptophyta; Magnoliopsida; Solanales; Solanaceae. The record is from RefSeq and is a predicted model, not a curated record. Bases 138 to 851 code for a protein of 237 amino acids. The transcript has 3 exons. Gene Ontology annotation, cellular component: endosome; trans-Golgi network.
AUUAUGGGAAAAGAAUUGAAAAGACAGGUGCAAAAUCCAAGUAGUAGUAGGGAAACUCGACUGCUCAUUCUUCAGGCCAUACAUAGAAGAGAAUAAUGUACAAAAUAAUAACAAAAAAGUGAGGGAGUGAGAGAGAGAUGGCAAAUCCAAGAAGGACAUCAUUUUCCCCUUCGGGUAACCACAACCACCCCCAACUCCCAAUCUCCACCGCCACAAACCCAUUUCAGAAUCAGAGCCAAAUCUCAACAUUGAUGAACUCACUCAAAUCUUUCCUAAAGAAACCCCAUGCUUUCCCUUUUCUGCUUUCUCUCUUCCUUUUCCUCACGUGGGUUUCCCUGAGAUUCCAACGUACUUCUACCCCUCAGAGAGAAGAGUGGCAUGCCAAGGUGCUUCAAUCUGCUGGAGAGUCGUUUCAAGAAGAUGAAAAAGCUAAUCUUGUUAGGUUCUCAGCUUCCUCUUCUGCUAUUGCCAAAGACAAACGUGGAUGGUUGCUCAACCCCAUUUCCCUAGCUCUUGAUUCAGGUGGGGCAGCAGGUUGUGCUUCAGUUCAUUUGGGUGAGAUCAGAUCUGGUGGUCUUAGAGGCAACCACAGACACCACACAUGCAAUGAGACAUUUGUUAUUUGGGGAGCUAAGACAGUAUUCCGGGUGGAAAAUGAUGCGGUAAAAAAAGGUUACGCGGAAGUAAUAAUUGGUGCAGAUGAAGUUGCUGUUGCAGUCAGCCCCCUUGGAACUGCUCAUGCUCUAGUAAAUGUUGAUCCUGUGCAAACUACUUACUUCAUGGGGUGCCAGGAUAGUAUAGUAAACUACAAUGGCUCAACAACUGACUUUAAUGUAUGGAAAGAUCUAUAGGUUUCCAUUGUUAUAUUCUCAUGGUUACUCCAAUAAGGUAACUGAAGUUUAAUGCGUCCACAUCGAGCUGGGCCUUUUCUUGCCAGGCUUUCAAGAUGAUGGUUUUAAAGGGUGUGAAUUAGUUUAGCUAGUGUAGAUCAGGAAACACUAGGUACAUAAGGCAUAUAUGUUAUUCACUGGCCUUCUUUUUUUUUUUUUUUGUUUUUGUGUGCUUUAUGACAAAAAGACGUAAGCUCAGGUAUAUCUCUACAGGGUACAGCUUGCCCGUCCUCUGCAGCCUUUACAUAUUGAAAGCAGUUUUCUGAAGUCUUGAAAUUUAGCAAAUGUGCAUGUUCAAAGAUUUUGCUCGUAUAUUAGUUGCAAUUUAAGCA